AACCUAUAACACAACAUGUGGAGAAGGUGAUAAAAAUGUGAAGUUCUAGUUGCAGUUACGGGCUUGACUCAUUGCCACAACUCCACUACCGGUUUGGGAGUGUUGAAAGUCAAGACAUGAAACUUAACACUGCUUGACUCAAUAAGGAUUUAUUUCACAUUCCAAGCCAGCAAUUUAGCUUGCAGGCACCUCAACCUACCACAAGGAGUCGCUAGAGUACUGUGAGACAACACACCCCUGCUUGAUAUUUACCAGUCUGCCCCAUGUAGCACUGAGCCAAAUUGUGCUGCUGUCUUAAGGGACCCUGAACACAAGUAACCUAUAUCCAAACUCCUGGCUGCAAUGACGCAGUAAUGGUGUGAGACAGUGACUUCAAGACCUAGACUACAUUCAGGAGCCACACCACCCUUUUAAGUACAUCAUAACUCAGUUAAUCUGCAAGCUCACACGCUUUCCUUAGUCGAAGUGGGACUACCGAAGACCUUAGUCCAAAAGCUUUGCAAGACCCUCGUAUUGAGUUUAAUUUGUUUUUAUGGAUUUUUCUAACAGUUCUUGUUAGCAAAAUUACUCUCACAUAAUGGUUGGAAUUCUGGUUGCUGGUUAUACCACUGGCUUAUGGUGAAAUGUUCCUACUGUAUAUGUGGUGGUGGAACUGUUAUUGGUGUUGGACAACAUAUUUUAGCAUAUUUACCUUUGUUAUGCUAAUUCUAGGAUAUAAAGAUUGUCUUUAUUUCAAAUAUUUCUGUAUUGUAUAUUGUACACAGUGAACUAAGACACCAUUGAAUAAUGUUUUGUGAGGGUGUGAGCAAGUGGGUCAGGUAUUCUAGAUUGUUUUCAAUCAGUUAUUUUGUCAAGUUUAUUCUACCAAACAACAAAGCAAUAUACCUAUCCCAAGAUCCUCUGUAGUGUGAAUGGUUUUACCUGUUCUGUUGCAGGUGAAUCAGGUGAACUAAUUUGAGUGAUUACAAAGCCCAUAAACAGGUGAAUCAGGUGAACUAAUUUAGGGCUAUGGAACAAUUGUGAAGUGUCUUGAGGUGUCCCCAGAAAAAAAGUUUGGACACCACUGACCAGUAGUCUACAGUGGAUUCCUGGCUGUGGCAUUUCUCAAGUCUUCGAUAAAGCUUUCUGAAUUGUCUCACCUUAAGAGACAUUUAUUGUAAAGAAAAAUAAAUGGACGGUUUAUGUUGCUAGUUCAUUUUCAACCACUAAUUCUGUCUGUGAUCAAAUGGCCCAAAGCUUAACUUUCCUAAUGGCAUUAUUGAAAGCUUACUGUAAAACUCAGCAUCUUGAAUCCUGAUUGGCUGAAAGCAAUGGUUUAUGAAACCAUAUGCCACAGUUAAGGAAAAGGAGAAAAGGUGUGCAUUAUUCAGAUGAUUGGAUUAAAGAGGAAAACUGGAUUGAAGGGGAGGAAGUCUCAGAACAUACCAGUAAAAGUAUCGAUACUUCAGUCAUCCCACUCGUGGGGGACAGUGAUCUGUCAGAGUACGGAGACAGACUGUCCACAUUUUACAGUCAGGACAAUUACAUGGAGGACAUAACCGAGAACUUCCGAGGCAGAUUAGGAUGUAUAAGGGACCAACAAACACGCAGACUGAAGACAGGACUAUUGGGCAAUACCAACGCCAAGAAGAAGCAAAGAAUAAUUGAACUCGGCUGGAUGGACUUCAAUGAAAAAGACCAAGAUUACAAACAGGUCAGGACAGUAAACGGAGGGGGCACAAGACACCUCUACGUCGACAAAAAGAAAACUGUUGAGGAAAUCCAAGUAAUGGCGGAGGAGAUCUUUUUCCCGAAUGGACUGUCAAAGAAAGAAACACAACUAGGGGACUAUCAGAGAGAAAUCCGAUGGAGGUAUUGUCAGGUGAACAACUCCAGCACCGUGGAUGAACUUUAUGGGGAAACCAAAGUAGGAUGCCUUCGACUCUAUCUCUGCACCAAGGCACACAAUGUCAGAGAUUUCAGGGUUGUGGCGCUCCAGUCUAGUGGUUAUUAGUUUUUGCCUGAGGUUCUUGUGAUUGAUCCUAUGUCAUUAAAUGGAUUAUAGAUUAUUCAUCCGUCUCAAGGCUUGGCGAGGCCCACUGAUCGUGAUAGCAUAGAAUAAUGUAUUCUAAAGGCUAAAUGAGGGGGCCCAGGCAUAUAUCUUUUCGGGGCAACCAGGAUUCCUGGCCACGGUCCUGCCUGUAGUUCUUGUGAACAAUUAUAAUUUAAUUUGUUAGGUUAUAGACUGCUUGUUUCUUACAAAACAAUAAUGUUUGAUUAAUUCUAUUGUUGACGUAUAUAAAAAUGUUGUCAGCUGAAA
Molecule: messenger RNA, 2299 nt
Organism: Esox lucius (northern pike)
Lineage: Eukaryota; Metazoa; Chordata; Actinopteri; Esociformes; Esocidae
Exons: 3
Coding region: 1328-1993 (221 amino acids)
Source: RefSeq, a predicted model, not a curated record